Molecule: messenger RNA, 2360 nt
Organism: Anopheles stephensi (Asian malaria mosquito)
Lineage: Eukaryota; Metazoa; Arthropoda; Insecta; Diptera; Culicidae
Product: vacuole membrane protein 1-like
Exons: 6
Coding region: 414-1982 (522 amino acids)
Source: RefSeq, a predicted model, not a curated record
CACAUGUCACAUGUUUUGAACACGUAACACACUGUCGUCUGAUUGUUUUGAAAAAGUGAUAUUCUUCAUUGAAAUUAAUCGUACGACAUUCUAAAGUACGAAUCAUCGCAGUCCACGCAGUGUUCACAACAGUUUAUGGAUACAGCUUGUCUAGUAUUUGCUUUUCCCAACAGUGUUGAGUUCCGUAGCACAGAUUUGCUUUUUCGUAGGUUGUGAUUUGCUCAAGUGGGUUGAAGAAGGAGUCGGAAAGUGUAUGUAUACAAUAUGUGAGUGUGUGCGCUUUGGCAUGUAAGGAUCCAAGGAUUAAUAGUACGACCGAAGAAUAUCUAAAAUCCUAUAUGUCUAAACUGUCACGCUGCAGGGAAAGCAGUACUAUCAAACAUUAAAGCAGCAAAUAAUUUGUUGCCGCUGUCAUGCGAAAAAAGGUGGUUGUAUCCAAAAAGAAACCGAUGAAAAUGAAAAAUCUUGCUGAUAAUCUUAGCACCAACAUCAAUGCUGACGAUGCGCAUACAAGCGGACGUGCAAAAGCACGUGACAACGACGCUAGAUUCGGGUUGCACAGCAUCGUUAAUGAAAGCAACAGUUGCAAGCCUCUUACUAGUCAAAAGAUGAAGUCAGUCAAAGAGUACAACAGCUGCGAACAUGCUUCGCUCGCUAAAAGCAAACAGUCACACCACCCGGAGCACAGGUUCGGUAGCGCGAUGGGGAAAAAGAGCGUGGGUAGUUCGAACAGUACUAAUGCAACCUCAAACCGAAAUGGUAACAGCAAUAGCAAUAACUGUACGGUAUCGCAGAAGAACGACAAUAAAAAAAUUGCCAAAGAAAUCAAAUCGCUAGUACUAUGGAAAUCACCAUUGAAGACGCUAAAAUACGCCGGCCUGGAAGUAUUAUUUCUAUUGAAAACCAACAUGAAUAGAUUAUUGCACCAACGGGCACUACUGAUGGCCAUUUUAGUUUUACUAUGUGGUGUCGUAGUCGCCAUAUAUACCCCAGGCCAUCAUCAGCAGCUAAUAGACGCUAUCAAAACCAAAGGAUUCUUUAUUGUGUAUUGGUUAGGGUUGGGUGUGCUAUCAUCCGUGGGGCUUGGGACUGGAUUGCAUACAUUUCUAUUAUACCUAGGGCCGCAUAUUGCCAGCGUCACCCUGGCAGCGUAUGAGUGCAGCUCGCUCGACUUCCCGGAGCCCCCGUAUCCGAAUGAAAUACUUUGUCCUGAUGACAAUGGAACAAAGAACCUUAUCAUUCCAUCGCUAUGGUCUAUUAUGACCAAGGUUCGUUACGAAGCAUUUCUUUGGGGUGCAGGCACUGCACUGGGAGAACUGCCACCCUACUUUAUGGCUAAGGCCGCUCGGCUGUCGGGCAACAAUACUGAGGAGUUUGAGAAUCUGCAGGAACUAGAGAAACUUCAGAAGCGUAAAGAAAAGGGAGAAAAAAUAGGUUUAUUCGAUAAGGGUAAACUGAUGAUGGAGGACAUCGUUGAACGUGUAGGAUUCUUCGGCAUUUUGCUAUGCGCUAGCAUUCCCAAUCCAUUGUUUGAUCUGGCCGGUAUCACCUGUGGCCACUUUAUGGUGCCGUUUUGGAAGUUUUUUGGUGCUACCCUCAUCGGCAAAGCGGUGAUAAAAAUGCAUAUACAGAAAAUAUUCGUUAUCAUAUCGUUCAAUGAAAAUCUAGUAGAUAAAUUCAUCGACAUUCUUGCUGUCAUUCCAUUGGUAGGGGUACGGUUGCAAAAACCUUUUAAAGGAUUUUUCGAAAGUCAAAAGCAGCGCCUUCAUCGAAACAAUCAUAAACAGUCGGUCAACCCACCGCAAGGCAAUAUACUAGCUAGCGUAUUCGAGUACUUUGUGUUUAUCAUGAUUUGUUACUUUAUCAUUUCGAUUAUAAACACGUUUGCUCAAAGCUGCUGUAAGCGUAUGAGAAAGCAGCACGGUAGUGGCAGUAGCAGUAGCACUUCGAAUGAUGUAGUGUCGAAUAAAAAGGAAUCGUAAAUUCGAUCUUUAAGAAAGAAGAAGACAAAAUCGGUAGCUUGCAUCUCCUAGAUUUUUUUUUUGUUGUUUUCGCUUGGUUAAAGCUUUUCUUUGUUGGUAGAUAUGAACGCCGCGGUUUUACUAGGAUAUAUUUUAAGCGCUAAAAUUACUGCACCUCCUGGACGAAACGAAUAAAAAACGGUAUAAAAUGAUUAGGAAUUCUAAGAGUAAUAGCAUAUUUAAGACAUUUUUUUAACUCUAGUCAAAUGCUGUUUCACAUCCCAAAUAAAAUAAAAUUAAAAAAAACCAUACCUAGUACAGCCCGCAAGCAAGCACAGAAAAAUUAAAACAAAGUGAGAAGUUUAAAAAAUAAAGAGUACAUUGACUGACACACCAGGC